Messenger RNA from Sorex araneus (European shrew), 1463 nucleotides. RefSeq names its product actin related protein 2/3 complex subunit 1B (gene ARPC1B). NCBI's taxonomy places the organism in Eukaryota, Metazoa, Chordata, Mammalia, Eulipotyphla, Soricidae. Gene Ontology annotation, cellular component: Arp2/3 protein complex; actin cytoskeleton. The transcript has 10 exons. The record is from RefSeq and is a predicted model, not a curated record. Gene Ontology annotation, molecular function: actin filament binding. Gene Ontology annotation, biological process: Arp2/3 complex-mediated actin nucleation. Bases 118 to 1236 code for a protein of 372 amino acids.
CCAGGCCCCGCCCCCGCCCACGAGGAAGUGGCUGCGGGCGGCGCGGGGCCCAGAGCCGGGUCGGCGCGUCGACUGCCCAGAGUCCGCGGCCGGGGCACCCCGAGGAACCACGUGACCAUGGCCUACCACAGCUUCCUGGUGGAGCCCAUCAGCUGCCAUGCCUGGAACAAGGACCGGAGCCAGAUCGCCAUCUGCCCCAACAACCACGAGGUGCACAUCUACGAGAAGAGCGGGGCCAAGUGGACCAAGGUGCACGAACUCAAGGAGCACAAUGGGCAGGUGACAGGCAUUGACUGGGCCCCUGAGAGCAACCGCAUUGUGACCUGUGGCACCGACCGCAAUGCCUACGUGUGGACACUCAAGGGCCGCGUGUGGAAACCCACGCUCGUCAUCCUGCGCAUCAACCGCGCUGCGCGCUGCGUGCGCUGGGCCCCCCAGGAGAACAAGUUUGCUGUGGGCAGCGGCUCCCGGGUCAUCUCCAUCUGCUAUUUCGAGCAGGAGAAUGAUUGGUGGGUGUGCAAGCACAUCAAGAAGCCCAUCCGCUCCACCGUGCUCAGCCUGGACUGGCACCCCAACAACGUGCUCCUGGCCGCUGGCUCCUGCGACUUCAAGUGCCGGAUCUUCUCGGCCUACAUCAAGGAGGUGGAGGAGCGGCCAGCGCCCACCCCCUGGGGCUCCAAGAUGCCUUUCGGGGAGCUGAUGUUCGAGUCCAGCAGCAGCUGCGGCUGGGUGCACGGCGUGUGCUUCUCGGCCAGCGGUGGCCGUGUGGCCUGGGUCAGCCACGACAGCACCGUAUGCCUGGCUGAUGCUGAGAAGAAGAUGGCCGUCGCCACCCUGGCCUCAGAGACGCUGCCACUGCUGGCCGUCACUUUCAUCACGGAGAACAGUUUGGUGGCAGCGGGCCACGACUGUUUCCCGGUGUUGUUCACCUAUGACAGCACCUCCGGGGUGCUGAGCUUCGGGGGGCGACUGGAUGUGCCCAAACAAAGCUCACAGCGCGGCUUGACGGCCCGGGAGCGCUUCCAGAACCUGGACAAGAAGGCGAGCUCGGAGGGCGGCGCAGGAAGCAGCUCAGGCCUUGACUCCCUGCACAAGAACAGCGUUAGUCAGAUCUCGGUGCUUAGUGGGGGCAAGGCCAAAUGCUCCCAGUUCUGCACCACGGGCAUGGACGGUGGCAUGAGCAUCUGGGAUGUGAAGAGCCUGGAAUCUGCCUUGAAGGACCUGAAGAUCAAAUAAGUGUGACCCUGUGAGCCCCGCAGCCGGGGCCCUGGGCUGAGGCUGCUUUGCUGAGGUCCCCAAACUAGGAUUUGGGGCUGUGGGCAGGAGGGGGAGGGCGGGAAGCUUUGCUGCCCUAGCCAAGGAAUGUGCCUUUUACCCGGGAAACGCUUUACCUACCACAAACUGUUCCCAAGCGCGUGCUGGUCACCAACCGCUUCAAAUACGGAGACAAUAAACGUAUGCUC